Molecule: messenger RNA, 539 nt
Organism: Dentiscutata erythropus
Lineage: Eukaryota; Fungi; Glomeromycota; Glomeromycetes; Diversisporales; Gigasporaceae
Source: the annotation of a GenBank genome assembly
CGCAUUAUCCUGAAAUUAAAGAACGUGUAUCUAGAGAGAUAAAUUCAGUCUUUGAUACUGAUCUCAAUCGACCUAUUAAUUACGAAGAUUUGAGUAAAUUAAAUUACUGUGAAGCUGUUAUCAAAGAAGUAUCUCGUUUAAUGUCAAUUGUGCCAGUAAUUUGGAGAAUGGCAAUUCGAGAUGAUGAAAUAUCAGAUCACAAAUUCAAAGGCUCGACACAAUUCAUGAUCAAUACUCCAGCAAUUCAUAUGCAUGAAGCAGAUUGGAAAGAUCCGGAAUCAUUUAAUCCUUCGAGAUUCAUGAAUGAUAGUAAUAAUUCUGAUACACAGAUUCAUAAAAAUUCGUUAUUAAUAUUUGGAAAAGGGUUACGCAUGUGUCCGGGCAAACAAUUUGCUAUGGUAGAACUUAAAACUUUAAUGGUUUUAUUAUAUAGAAAGUACGAUGUUGAACUGGUUGAUAUGAAUGCACCAAUCAAAUAUCAUUAUUCUACUGUUAAGCAUUGUGAUGAUCUUUAUGUCAGAAUCAACCCAAGAAUUUGA